UUCCCGGCCCGCCGCGCAUGCGCGCGGCGCGGCGCAGGGGCCCCCGGCGGCGGCGGCGGAGGGAAGAUGGCGGCGGUGGUACAGAAUGUGGUGAAGCUCCUCGGCGAGCAGUACUACAGGGACGCCAUGGAGCAGUGCCACAACUACAACGCCCGCCUCUGCGCCGAGCGCAGCGUCCGCCUCCCCUUCCUCGACUCCCAGACCGGGGUGGCCCAAAGCAACUGCUACAUCUGGAUGGAGAAACGUCACCGAGGGCCAGGUUUAGCCGCGGGGCAGCUUUACUCCUACCCCGCGCGCCGCUGGAGGAAGAAACGCCGUGCUCAUCCUCCGGAGGACCCGAGGCUUUCCUUCCCUUCCAUCAAACCAGACACCGAUCAGACCCUGAAGAAGGAAGGGCUGAUCUCUCAGGACGGCAGCAGCCUGGAAGCCCUGUUGAGGACCGACCCGUUGGAGAAACGUGCCCUCCCGGACCCCCGCAUCGACGACGACAGCCUGGGCGAGUUCCCCGUCACCAACAGCCGUGCGCGGAAGCGGAUCCUUGAGCCGGAUGACUUCCUGGACGAUUUGGACGAUGAAGACUACGAGGAAGAUACGCCGAAGCGGAGAGGGAAGGGGAAAGCCAAGGGCAAAGGUGUCGGAGGGGCUCGCAAGAAGCUGGAUGCGGCUAUAUUAGAAGACCGGGAUAAACCCUACGCUUGUGACAUUUGCGGGAAGCGCUACAAGAAUCGGCCGGGAUUGAGCUACCACUACGCUCACUCCCACCUGGCCGAGGAAGAAGGCGACGACAAGGACGAUUCGCAACCCCCCACUCCCGUCUCGCAGCGAUCGGAGGAGCAGAAAUCCAAGAAAGGACCCGACGGUUUAGCUUUGCCCAACAACUACUGCGAUUUCUGCCUGGGAGACUCCAAAAUCAACAAGAAGACGGGACAACCGGAGGAGUUGGUCUCGUGCUCGGACUGCGGGCGAUCAGGGCACCCCUCCUGCCUGCAGUUCACCCCGGUGAUGAUGGCGGCCGUCAAGACGUACCGCUGGCAGUGCAUCGAGUGCAAGUGCUGCAACAUCUGCGGCACCUCCGAGAACGACGACCAGCUGCUCUUCUGCGACGACUGCGACCGCGGCUACCACAUGUACUGUCUCACCCCUCCCAUGUCGGAGCCGCCCGAAGGGAGCUGGAGCUGCCACUUGUGUCUGGACCUGCUGAAGGAAAAAGCCUCCAUCUACCAGAACCAGAACAACUCCUGAUCCCGCUCCGCCGACGCAACGGGCUCCCCGCUGCCCUCCUUUCACCCCUUUCACCUUUUUUUUUGGGUCUUUUCCCUUUUCUUGGGGGUCUUUUCCCUUUUUUGGAUUUUUUUCCCUUUUUUUUGGGGUAUCUUUUCCCUUUUUUUUUGCGUCUUUUCCCUUUUUUUGGCGUCUUUUCCCCUUUUUUUGGCAUCUUUCCCCCUUUUUUUGGCAUCUUUUCCCUUUUUUUUGGCAUCUUUUCCCUUUUUUGGGGGGGUCUUUUCCCUUUUAUUUUGGAUCUUUUCCCUUUUUUGGGGGGAUCUUUUCCCUUUUUUGGGGGGGUCUUUUCCCUUUUUGGGGAGGGGUGGGUGUAUUUUCCCUUUCUUUUGGAUGUCUUUUUCCCUUUUUUUGGGUGUCUUUUCUCUUUUAGGGGGGGACCUUUUCCCUUUCUGGGGCGUCUUUUCCCUUUUUUUGGCUCUUUUCCCUUUUUUUUAAUGUCUUUACCCUUUUUGGGGGCUCUUUUCCCUUUUUUUGCGCUCUUUCCCCCUUUUUUUGGUGGUUCUCUCUUUUUUGGGGCGUUCUUUUCCCCUUUUUCGGGGUCUUUUUUCUUCCUUUUUUUUUUUUUUUUUAAAUCUUCCCCCUGGUUUUUUUGGUUGAUUUGUUGGGUUUUUUAUCGCUCGGGGAAGGGGGCGUCAGGGUUUAUUUUACUCGUUUUUGCAGCACGAGGGUUUCUUUCUCACCUCCCCGCCGUGAGAUGGGGUGCGUGUCCGUCCCCCCCAGCCGAGGAGGGGGUGACGCUGCCAUGUCCCCACCCUGCGGGGUGGCUUUUGGGGUGACGCCUGUCCCUACCGAGGGGACACAGAUGGGACAGCCCUGCCUUUCCCAUUACCCAUUUCCUCACUUUUCCACCCCAAAAUGAGGCGCCUAAAUCCACUCCGCCGCCUCCCUGGCAAUGCGGUAUGCCAAAAAACUCACUUCCCCCCCCCUUUUUUUGAGAAAAUUCAGACCCCUGCGCCAGCCGGGGUCACGGUUUUGGGACUUUUUGUUAAUUUUUCAAUAUUUUGGGGGCGGGGAGAUUUUUUUUUUGCCCCCCAUUUUAUUUGUAUUUCCUUUUAUUUCUCCCUGUUUUUAUCAUUUCUUUUCUCUCCCACCUCGGAGGAUGCUCCCCAUAGCCCCCCCCACCCCGCCCAGAUGAGGCCUUACACCCCACCAUCUUCCUCCGGCCGCCACAAAACGGGGCAAAAUCCCUCCAUUUUGGGAUUUUCAUUGCUCCCACGUGGCGCAGAGGGAGAAAUGCUUCGCCCCAUCCCCAUCCCUGCCCCCCAGCCCGCCACGGUCGCACAGGGUUUGUUUUUGGGGUUUGGGGAGGGUGGGGUAAUUUUGGGGGGAAAAAGCCGCUUUCACCCCCAAAACGCUGCUGACAGGGAAAGGCGGGAAAAUGCCGCUGACAGGAAAAGGCGGGAAAACGCCGCUGACAGGAAAAGGCGGGAAAACACCGCUGACAGGAAAAGGCGGGAAAACGCCGGUGACAGGAAAAGGCGGGAAAAUGCCGCUGACAGGAAAAGGCGGGAAAACGCCGCUGACAGGAAAAGGCGGGAAAACACCGCUGUUUUGGGGCUCUGCGGGGACACCCCGAUAUCCCCCCCAACCCCCUCCUGCCCCCAAGGGUCCCGUUGACUGAAUGUGCCUGUUUUUUCUAAAAAUCAACUUUAAAAACCUACCUCCGAACCCCUCCCCCUCCCCGCCACUGCACCCUGAAUUUCACCUCAGAACCCCCCAAAAAGAGAGGAGCCAACCGGGACGGCGGCAGAGCAACCCAAAACCGGCCCCCUGAGCAGAAAAAUGACCCAAAAAUGACAGAAAUAACCCCUAAAAUGAUGGAAAUAGCCCCUAAAAUGACAGAAAUAACACCUAAAAAUGACGGAAGUAACCCCAAAAAUGAGGGAAAUAACCCCCCAAAAUGAUGGAAAUAACCCCUAAAAAUGAUGGAAAUAGCCUCAGAAAAUGACGGAAAUAGCCCCCAAAAUGACAGAACUAGCUCCCAAAAUGACGGAAAUAGCCCCCCAAAAUGAUGAAAUAGCCCCCAAAAAUGACCAAAAUAGCCCCAAAAAUAGCCAAAAUAGCCACAAAAAUUAUCAAAAUAACCCUAAAUUAACCAAAAUCCCUAAAAAACCACCACUACACCAAAAAGCAACCUCCGGCUCUGGGUGAUGAAGCGGCUCCAGCCCAGUGGUUUCUCUCCUUCCCCCCCCUUGAGCGCGAUUCAGGUGAAAAUGAGAGCGUUUUGGUUAAAAAUGAGUGGUUUUUCCCUUGUUUUCGCGCCCUGUUGGGGGUGGGACGUUGAAAUGUCCCUAAAACGGGUGGGUUUUACCCCAAUUUCCCCUCAGCAAAGCUUCACGGUUGUGUCUUAUCCGGGAAAAAAAAAAAUACAAAAAAGUGACACCAAAACAGCUUGUUUUCAUAAUAAAAAUGGAUUAAAAGGCA
Molecule: messenger RNA, 3705 nt
Organism: Phalacrocorax carbo (great cormorant)
Lineage: Eukaryota; Metazoa; Chordata; Aves; Suliformes; Phalacrocoracidae
Source: RefSeq, a predicted model, not a curated record